This is a messenger RNA of Saccharomyces mikatae IFO 1815, 1356 nucleotides long. It is a transcript of the gene BNI5, whose product is annotated as Bni5p. The record is from RefSeq and is a predicted model, not a curated record. The coding region runs from base 1 to 1356 and encodes 451 amino acids. The transcript has a single exon. NCBI's taxonomy places the organism in Eukaryota, Fungi, Ascomycota, Saccharomycetes, Saccharomycetales, Saccharomycetaceae.
AUGGGUUUGGACCAGGACAAGAUAAAGAAGAGGCUUUCUCAAAUAGAGAUAGACAUCAACCAGAUGAACCAAAUGAUUGAUGAAAAUCUACAGUUAGUUGAACCCGCAGAGGACGAAGCUGUCCAAAGUGAUUCCGAGAAAGCAGGUGUGAUCGACGCUCCAAAAGUGGUAGACACGACAAAUACUGUUCCCUCAAACAAUAUUAGUGAAGCUAGUGCUAACUCUAAAGAUACAGCUCAGCUUGAAGAUCAGCGAACUUCAGAGGGCUAUAUUCCCAUUGGAAAUGGAAUGAUUGAAAGUGAGGAAACCCCAUCUCAGUCACCAGAUACUCGAACUGUUACAGUUGAGGAGCAGAUAGAUCAUACGGCCAUUGCUAUUGGUGACUCCUACAAUUCAUUUGUUGCAAAUUCUGCUGGAAAUGAAGAGACAAAGAGCAUCCACACCGAAAAUACAGAAACUAAUACCGCCAAUGUAAUUCAGGACAGAUGUAGUGCUCAUCUUGAAACUGUCCAAAACAAUGAUGACGAAUGGGAAGACGAAAAAUCAGAAGUGGAAGAGGAGCACAUAGAUAAGGAAACGGGAUUGAACAGUGAGGCUAAGCCUUUCGAGCCGCUGACCCGUCAAAACGCUACUUUAACAAGACGCGAUGAGGUAGACACUGAGUUAAUAUUAGACAAGUUUUCUUCAACCAAUAGAGAUCUGGAUAUACAACCACAAACUAUAUCUGUGGAGAGCCACAAUGAGAAUGACCACGAAAGCGACCUUUCAGCUAACCAAACACCCCAGAAUGAAACCUCAGAGGAUUUUUCCAGUCCUUCUGGAAGAACUACACCAUUGGAUUCUCAAUCUAAAAUUUUUAUUCCCAAAAAGAAUUCUAAAGAUGAUAACACUAAGGUAAACGACAUCAAUUCUGGCGGUCUCGAACAAAAGAAAACGGCAUAUUCGGAGACACGACGCCCAACAAACCCAUUCAGAGUUAUUUCAGUAAGCAACAACUCUAAUUCAAGGGGAGGGAGUCGUAAAUCUUCCCUAAAUAAGUAUGAAUCUCCAGUUUCUUCCCCCGUUACAUCGGCGUCCGAGUUAGGUAAUGUUACAAAGCUGGAAAAAAGACACGAUUAUUUAUCGAUGAAAUGCGUUAAGUUGCAAAAGGAAAUUGACUACUUGAACAAGAUGAAUGCGCAAGGUUCUCUGUCUAUGGAAGACGGAAAGAGACUGUAUAGAGCUGUGGUAAAGCUUCAAGAGUAUCUUGAUAAGAAAACGAAGGAGAAAUAUGAAGUCGGCGUGUUGUUGAGUAGAAAUCUGAGAAAACAAAUUGAUCGUGGUGAAAAUGGUCAAUUUUGGAUCGGCACGAAGUGA